Messenger RNA from Melanotaenia boesemani (Boeseman's rainbowfish), 2533 nucleotides. RefSeq names its product protein tyrosine phosphatase receptor type R (gene ptprr). Gene Ontology annotation, molecular function: protein tyrosine phosphatase activity. The record is from RefSeq and is a predicted model, not a curated record. The coding region runs from base 77 to 2155 and encodes 692 amino acids. Gene Ontology annotation, biological process: protein dephosphorylation. The transcript has 16 exons. Lineage: Eukaryota; Metazoa; Chordata; Actinopteri; Atheriniformes; Melanotaeniidae.
AACAAAAACACAAUCCCGACUGGUUUUCGUUUUUGUACCAUUACAGCUCCGAAGAACUGGUUUAUUUCAGUUUGGCAUGCAGAGAGGAAUUCUGAGCCGCGGAGGAGGAAGAGGAGGAUUUCUCACCAUGUUUCUAUCGUCGUGUUUAAUAUGGACGCAGCUGCUGAUUCCAGAAUAUUUAGCUGGUGAUCCUUUCCCUACUCGCUGGCCCAGUCGCUACCCUUCCCUGUAUCCUCAUCACGAUGCAGACGACCUUCCACAGUCCCGCCACCACCACCGCCAUCAUUAUCGCCACCGUCAGCAUCCAGCACAAUUAGCCGAAGAGUCUCGGUUUCUUCAGGAUCCUGCCGGCCAGCAGAGCCUCAGCCUGUUGGCACAACCCAAUCACGAGAUCCAACUGGAGCAUGCCGCCGUGUCUGCACGCCAUCUGGUCACUGUGUACCUGGCUGUGGAUGUGAGGAAGCUGAAUGUCAGUCGUCUUCGCUGGUUUCGGGAAGGUGUAGCGGCAGCGCUCGGGGUUCCUGUGCGACACGUUCACAUCAAACAUCUGAAUGAAGAGAAGAAUGGCAUCGAGCUCUUUGUGUCCUCUGAUAGGCUGGGCAUCUCCGAGCUCCGCCCAGCUGAGGAAGUCAUCCAAUCACUAAAUGUCCGGGUGCUUCAUCGCCACCUGGGCCACUUCGGCAUCACCGAGGUCUCAACUGAGAAAAACGUCCUGCAGGGCGAGCAAAGGGAUCACGUGUGGAACAGAGAAGGUUUUUAUGCUGUCGUCCUCUUCUUCACAGUCUUCAUCAUCGUCACCGCCUGCUUGAUGGUUUUAUAUCGAAUAAAGGAGAAGGUUCAGGUUUCUGAGAGGCAGCUUAAAGCUCCGCCCGCUGACCUGCACCUGAGCCCAACCAUCCCUGCAGACUCCACCGACAGGUUAAAGUGCACCAAGAUUGUGGCAGGAAGCAUGGUCCAGGCUGAGCUCCCUCCAGCUGUAGCCACACCCACUCUCCAGCAGCAGCCAAUCAUAGCCUGGCGCCACCUUGCUCCUCCUAUUGUCCCUCUGCCCAGCCCUACCCCAGUCCCCAUCAUCAGCAGCGACGACCACACCUCCCCAACCAUUGUUGUCCCGGUGACGGCCAGUAACGAGCUGAAGCCCUGUGCCUCCCCCUUCAAGAUGAAACCUGCUGCAGGACUGCAAGAAAGACGAGGCUCCAAUGUGUCCCUGGUGCUGGACAUGUCGGCCCUCGGCUCGGUUGAGCCCCUUAACGUUGCCGUGGUAACCCCUAGAGAGGCAGCAGCAAGGGAGUACCUGCUGUCUGCCGGGCGGCCAAUGACACGUCAGCAGCUCCGCGACAUCAUCAACAACAUGCACAAGCUGCAUGCCGAGUUCGCUGAAAUACCAAUGAACUUUAUUGAUCCCAAGGAGCUGGAUAUUCCAAACCACGGGACCAAGAACAGAUACAAGACCAUCCUGCCCAACCCUCAUUCCAGAGUCAUCCUGAAGUUAAAGGGCUGCAACGACCUGCUGAGCACUUACAUCAAUGCUAACUACAUUCGGGGUUACCAUGGAGACAGCAAGGCAUUCAUCGCCACUCAGGGUCCCAUGGUGAACACCGUGAACGACUUCUGGCAGAUGGCCUGGCAGGAGGAGACGCCUGUCAUCGUCAUGAUCACCAAACUGAAGGAGAAGAAUGAGAAGUGUGUCCUGUAUUGGCCGGAGAAGAGGGGGAUCUAUGGGAAGGUUGAGGUGUUGGUCAACAGCAUCAGAGAGUGUGAACACUACACCACCCGCAGUCUCACACUUAAGUGUGGGAAUCAAACCCGUACGCUGCAGCAUUACUGGUACACAUCGUGGCCUGACCACAAAACCCCCGACUCUGCACUGCCGCUGUUGCAGCUGAUGGCCGACGCUGAGACGGACAGACGUGCUGCUGCGGUUGGACCAGUUAUAGUCCACUGCAGUGCUGGGAUUGGCCGGACGGGGUGUUUCAUCGCUACAACGAUAGGCUGCCGGCAGCUGCAAGUGGAGGGUGUGGUAGAUGUCCUGAGCAUCAUCUGCCAGCUCCGAGCUGACAGAGGUGGAAUGAUCCAGACAGGUGAGCAGUACGAGUUUGUCCACCACGCCUUGAGCUUGUAUGAAGCCCGCCUCUCAGCGGAAAUGGGGCAAUGAGCAUUCGCCACCUCAGGAGGCUUCAGCUUUAACCUGGACAUGUGCUAACCUGAAGUCUUCAGCAGGAAUAAUCUGGGCUUUGGGAGGUCCUGGAUGAGGUCUCUGAGUUGAAUAGACAACCAUUUUUGGACUGUUGUGCCAGCUGAAGGAAGGAGGAUAGGUAAAUUUUUGCAAAUGGAAUGUAUCCCUCUUUCUUCUCUUUUUAUUCUUGAAUUGUGGGCGAGAGAUGGAACUCGAUGGAACUCUUCUUUUCUGUUUUCCAGCCGACUGUCGGACCUGGUUUUUACCUGACAGACUCUUUUCUGUUAGAAGUAGUUUGGCUUUAACUGGAGGUUUAUUGUCGAAUAACUCUGAAAUGUUUGUCUUAAAUAGUUCCAU